UCAAUCAAUCGGUCACGCUCGCAGCCCGCGGAGCGGAUGCGAUGGGCGUGUUGUGACAAAUCGGUCGUUAUGGAUACAUCGUGACGGUCCGGGGUACCCGGUGUAUAGGCUUCUCCCGCACGUCGCCCAGGGUGUGUACGAUGAUGCGCGUCGACGUGGUCGCGCUAUAGGACAAUCGCGACAAUCGCGACUAUGUCGAGGGACCCGCCACACGCCUUCCGGUCCUCUUGGAAACGAGUCGCGCCGCCACCUCCGCCUCUUGCGAAGAGGGUCUAGAGACUCCGGGCGCCUCCGGUUCCUUCCUCCUUCCUCUGUUCUUCGCGAACCGUCUCCGUCGUCUUCCACUGCACACGCGCGCGUCCUCCACCGCUUCGCGUUCUCCACCGCGUCCGCCGGAAGCACGCGAGCUAAGGUGAGUGACGCCGCGCGAAACGCGGAAGGAAGAAUGUUGGUCGGAAAUUCGUCUCGUCGCGGGUUCUUCCCCUCGUGAGUUCUUUAUCCGAGCGAAUCGUACUCUCUUUUUUUCCCCCCGCGCGAUCGCGGAAUAUCGGAAUUACGAGACCUGGCAUUAGCGGAAAAGCGGGAUAACAUAUCAGCAAUGUUCAGCAUGAGACCACACAGCGCUACGACGCGACAGGAGAUGGAGAUGAUCAACAAGUCCCAACGGGCCGUACAUUCCGCCACGGAUUGCAUGGAGAAGCUGCGUCUACUUUGCCUGGCCAGGGGUGCCAAUGGCAUUCUUGGUCUGGGCAGGGUAUUCCGUCGUAUGGAUGAUGACGGCAACAAAAACUUAAGUCUCGAAGAGUUCAAAAAGGGCAUAGAGGAGACAGGCUUGGAACUCUCCGACGACGAAACUAACGAGCUCUUUCAGAAAUUCGACAGCAAUGAGGACGGAAACAUCAGCGUCGAUGAGUUUAUCGUCGGCAUAAGACCACAGAUGUGUCAAAGCCGUAGAAACGUAGUGGACCAAGCGUUUCAGAAACUGGACAAAACUGGUGACGGUCGAAUCACCAUCGACGAUCUACGAAUGGUUUAUAAUGUAAAAUAUCAUCCGCGUUAUAUCAGCGGUGAGGAGAGCGAGGAGAGUAUUUUAAAUAAGUUCCUCUCGAAUUUCGAGCAAGGAGGCAACGUGGACGGUAUCGUAACGGAGGAGGAAUUUAUGAAUUAUUACAGCGCUAUCAGCGCAAGUAUAGAUAACGACACAUAUUUCGACCUGAUGAUGCGCAACGCUUAUAAACUGUAGACCUCGAUCUGUCUGUUUGCAUUUCGCGAGAUAACACAUCGAUCCUGUCUGUUCCACUGGUGGUCGCUGUGCGCAUCAACAACUGUAUAAAAGUCGCUAUUUUCGCUAAACUAAUGCGUAAUGAAUUAAUAUCGUUGUCACGUUAUCAGGAAUGACCUUAGUUUCUCAUUAGACUCGCACGUAUUCCGCUAAUUGCAACCUAGCAAAAGCAUGUAUUGUUAUACUGUGUCCAAUAUUAAUUAAUGCGUGAGUGCCGUUCGAGUGAUGAUGAAAUUAAAACUGAUAUACAUAUAUCUAGUUAAUUAAUCGAUAACACCCACCGGAAUGUUUCCGAACAGGAAGAAGAAAAAGUGGUGCGUGCAAAUCGACCUUAGAAGGUUUCUUAAAAAUUAAUCCGUCACUCUCGCUAAUUUUUAUUUUCCUGCCGAGCUGCUCAGUCGCCGGACCGCGGUAAACUCGUUUGAACUAUGAAACUUUUGAACUGUGUAAAGUUUGUACGACCAACUUGUUAAAACAAAAGCGAGAGAUACGCGCCCAACAGUCAUUUUCUUCUUCUUUCUCGACGCUGUGUUAGCUAUUUAUAAAGAAAGUUGGUUAUAGGGACCAAUUCUACAGCGCAAAUCUCGCGGUGGAGGCGCACCGCGCGUUCGCGUUUUUGUAAGUUAAUUCCUCUUUGUAAUCUUACAUUUAUUGUUCUGCGAAUAAAUAUUAUACGAUUAU
Molecule: messenger RNA, 1963 nt
Organism: Vollenhovia emeryi
Lineage: Eukaryota; Metazoa; Arthropoda; Insecta; Hymenoptera; Formicidae
Product: calcyphosin-like protein
Exons: 5
Coding region: 599-1243 (214 amino acids)
Molecular function (GO): calcium ion binding
Source: RefSeq, a predicted model, not a curated record